Messenger RNA from Coprinopsis cinerea okayama7#130, 1311 nucleotides. RefSeq lists its product as hypothetical. The transcript has a single exon. Bases 1 to 1311 code for a protein of 436 amino acids. The record is from RefSeq and is a predicted model, not a curated record. NCBI's taxonomy places the organism in Eukaryota, Fungi, Basidiomycota, Agaricomycetes, Agaricales, Psathyrellaceae.
AUGGAGUCGAACUUAAGCCAACCGUCGCUUUUGACACGUUCUGGAGAUUUGCUGCUGAACGGAAAGCGAUUGAUGACAGACGCCGGGCUGGCCAACCCGCUCCGUACGUGUUUACAUGUCCUCAUUUGUCCGCAAUCUCGAUCUCAAAAUCUCAUUUUCUGGAAUAGGUGGACAGAAGACCCCAUUCUGCAGAAAUACUUCUUUUGCAAUACAUUCCGUGUCCUUGAUAAAGUAUGCCAAUACCUAAUCGAGCACGUUAUCGAGAAAGGAUCUCAAGAACCUAUCGAAGUCGUCUUUCGCGUUACCCUGUUCAACACAUUCACCAAGAUCUCCACCUGGGAACGGCUCCAGUCAGAAUUGGGGCCGCUCACCUGGGCUUCAUACAACCGCGAAAAAUACAUCGCCGUCCUGGACCAACUCCGAAGCGAAAACCAAGCUCUCUACACCGCCGCCUUCAUCAAACCCGCACCCCACUUCGGAUUUAAAGAAAACCACAUCAACCACCUGUGUCUGCUCGAAAACCUGAUGGAGAACGAAAUGCCCUACAAAUUGUUGGGAGCAAAGACGAUGGCGGAUGUCUAUGAGUAUUUGAUUUCGUUCCCCGGAAUGGGCGAUUUCACAACAUACCAGCUCAUGCUCAACCUCUCCUACACCAACGUCCUCAACUUUCACCGGAACGACUUUACGAUCGCAGGUCUCGGUGCCAUCUCCGGCCUCAACAAAAUGUUCGGACGGUCGUUCUCGGAGGCCUACGCGGAUGACAAGGGAUUCGCCGAGCAGGUCCUACGAUACCUCGCCGAGGCCCAGGACGAACAUUUCCAAAGACUCGGGUUGGAGUUCUCGGGUUUGGGACCUGAGAAAUUAGGAAUGGACUUGUCGGACAUCGAACAUACCGUAUGCGAAGUGGACAAAUAUUGCCGCAAAGCACAUCCGCAACUCAAAGCCAAACGAAUGACGAUAAAACACGAAUACAAACCCGUGACUACCCCGUCAGGUAUCCCAGUGCCCUAUCCUAAAGAACCAAUCCUCCCGAAAGCCUGGUCACACCCCGCGAGGAAGAUUCCAAACGUCAGACCUGGACCCUUGACCAUCGAGAAGCGAUACGAGGUGGACAAGUUGACGGAUGACAAAGUGGACGAGCAAGGGAGGAGACUCUUUUUCGUGCAUUGGGUUGGGUAUUCUCUCAAAGACGCCACAUGGGAAUUUGAGCAGUCGCUGUUGCAGGAUGCACCCCGAGUGGUGCACGAAUACAUGGCUGCAAAGACGGCUGGCAAGCAGAAGAACGCGAACAAGAGACGGAAAUUGAAGUGA